This is a messenger RNA of Solea senegalensis (Senegalese sole), 4642 nucleotides long. RefSeq names its product ATPase phospholipid transporting 8A1 (gene atp8a1). Gene Ontology annotation, biological process: phospholipid translocation. The coding region runs from base 340 to 3840 and encodes 1166 amino acids. The record is from RefSeq and is a predicted model, not a curated record. The transcript has 38 exons. Gene Ontology annotation, molecular function: magnesium ion binding; ATPase-coupled intramembrane lipid carrier activity; ATP binding. Gene Ontology annotation, cellular component: plasma membrane. NCBI's taxonomy places the organism in Eukaryota, Metazoa, Chordata, Actinopteri, Pleuronectiformes, Soleidae.
GUGUGUGGUAAAUCCGUUUCCACUCCUCCAAAGUGACGGCGUGUGUGAACUCCCAACUCGGCCGUGUGAACCGGGAUGCAGGGGAGGGGAACCAUGAUGCUGCUGGGCUUCUGAACAUGGUUCUCUUACCACCGGGAAACCAAUGUUGGCUGUAUCUCUUAACAUAUAUCUCACUAUCAGCAGUACAGCCCGCAUGAUAGAGCUCCCUCUGCUGAAUUUUUGCCGGGUUUUUUUUUUUAAUAAAAAGAACCUGACGUUUGAGUAGGAGCAGCAGCCCCGCAGGGAGAGGAGAACUAUCGGCCGCUUGACAGGUGCCGUCGCACGGCUCUGCGUGGAGCGAUGCCGCCCGUCCAAAGAACCGUGUCCGAUCUUCGCUCGCGGGCGGAGGGAUACGAAAAGACGGAGGACACGUCAGAGAAGACGUCCUUAGCUGACCAAGAAGAUGCCCGACUAAUAUACCUCAACCAGACGCAGUUCACAAAGUUUUGCUGCAACCGAGUCAGCACGGCUAAAUAUAAUGUCCUCACCUUCCUUCCCCGGUUCCUCUACUCACAGUUCAGGAGGGCAGCCAACGCCUUCUUCCUCUUCAUUGCACUCUUACAGCAAAUCCCAGAUGUGUCUCCUACUGGUCGCUGGACCACACUGGUGCCGCUGCUCUUCAUCCUGGUGGUGGCUGCUGUCAAGGAAGUCAUUGAGGAUCUGAAACGUCAUAAAGCUGACAAUGUUGUCAACAAAAAGGAAUGCCAAGUAUUGAGGAACGGUGCCUGGGAAAUCGUGCACUGGGAGAAGGUGGCUGUGGGCGAAGUAGUCAGAGCUGCAAACGGGGAUCACCUACCGGCUGACCUCGUCAUUCUGUCAUCCAGUGAACCACAGGGCAUGUGCUACAUCGAAACAUCGAACUUGGACGGAGAGACGAACCUUAAAAUCAGACAGGGUCUCCCAGUGACUGCAGAAAUAAAGGACAUCGACAGCCUGGUCCGUAUCUCAGGGCGGAUGGAGUGUGAGAGCCCUAACAGACAUCUCUAUGAGUUUGUUGGAAACAUCCGUCUGGAUGGACACAGCACUGUGCCGCUGGGUCCAGACCAGAUCUUGCUGAGGGGAGCACAGCUGAGGAAUACGCAGUGGGUCCACGGUGUGGUGGUUUACACUGGACACGACACAAAGCUCAUGCAGAAUUCAACACGGCCCCCUCUGAAGCUCUCCAAUGUGGAGCGUAUCACCAACUUCCAGAUCCUGGUGUUGUUUGGCUGUCUGCUGGCCAUCUCCCUGGUCUGCUCCAUCGGUCAAACCAUCUGGAAGUACCAGUACGGCAAUGAUGCCUGGUACAUGGAUCUCAACUCUCCAGAUGGCGGGGCGGCUAACUUUGGCCUCAACUUUCUCACCUUCAUCAUCCUCUUCAACAACCUGAUCCCCAUCAGUCUCCUGGUCACACUGGAGGUCAUCAAGUUCAUCCAAGCCUUUUUCAUCAACUGGGACACUGAUAUGCUCUACGAGCCCACAAACACACCUGCCAUGGCUCGCACUUCCAAUCUCAAUGAAGAAUUGGGCCAGGUGAAAUACAUCUUCUCUGACAAGACCGGGACUCUGACCUGCAAUGUCAUGCAGUUCAAGAAGUGCACCGUCGCGGGUGUGGCCUACGGUCACGUCCCUGAGGCAGAGGAGGGUAGUUUUGCAGAGGACGACUGGCACAGCACACAAUCAUCGGAGGAGGCUGGAUUUAAUGACCCGAGCUUACUGGAAAACCUCCAAAGUAAUCACCCUACAGCUGCUGUCAUCCUGGAGUUCAUGACCAUGAUGGCCAUCUGUCACACUGCAGUCCCAGAGCGCACGGAGGACAAAAUCACCUACCAGGCAGCAUCUCCAGAUGAAGGAGCUCUGGUGAGAGCAGCACGGAACCUUGGCUUUGUGUUUUCCGGUAGAACCCCGGACAGCGUCAUCGUGGAAUUGCUCGGUACAGAGGAGAAGUACGAGCUGCUUCACGUGCUGGAGUUUACAAGUGCAAGGAAGAGAAUGUCAGUCAUCAUGCGCACCCCAUCUGGGAAGAUCCGCCUCUACUGCAAAGGAGCCGACACAGUGAUCUAUGAUCGCCUGGCAGACAGCUCUCGGUACAAAGAGAUCACACUGAAGCACCUGGAACAGUUUGCAACUGAGGGGUUGCGCACUCUGUGCUUUGCCGUGGCUGACAUCAGCGAGUCGUCCUAUCAACAGUGGCAGGAGCUCCACCACAGGGCCGGCACCUCUCUGCAGAACAGAGCCCUCAAACUGGAGGAGAGCUAUGAACUGAUAGAGAAGAACCUGCAGCUCCUGGGGGCCACAGCAAUCGAGGACAAACUCCAGGAUAGGGUGCCCGAGACUAUAGAGACUCUGAUGAAGGCUGACAUCAAGAUUUGGAUCCUGACUGGGGACAAACAGGAAACGGCCAUCAACAUUGGACAUUCCUGCAGACUGCUGACCAAAAACAUGGGAAUGCUUGUGAUUAAUGAAGACACUCUCGAUGGAACAAGGGAAAUACUCAGCCACCACUGUGGAAUGCUGGGAGAUGCCCUCUACAAGGAAAACGACUUUGCUCUCAUCAUCGAUGGAAAGACUCUAAAAUACGCCCUCACGUUCGGAGUGCGGCAGUACUUCCUGGACCUCGCCCUCUCCUGUAAAGCUGUCAUAUGCUGCAGAGUGUCUCCCCUCCAGAAGUCAGAGGUGGUGGAGAUGGUCAAGAAGCAGGUGAAGGUGAUCACGCUGGCCAUCGGCGACGGUGCCAAUGACGUGGGAAUGAUCCAGACGGCUCACGUCGGCGUGGGAAUCUCGGGCAACGAGGGCCUGCAGGCGGCAAACUCCUCCGACUACUCUAUUGCCCAGUUCAAAUACUUGAAGAAUCUGCUGCUCGUCCACGGGGCCUGGAAUUACAACCGUGUGGCAAAGUGCAUCCUGUACUGCUUCUACAAGAAUAUUGUCCUCUAUAUCAUUGAGAUCUGGUUCGCAUUUGUCAAUGGCUUCUCCGGUCAGAUUCUUUUUGAACGCUGGUGUAUCGGCUUGUACAACGUGCUAUUCACUGCUCUGCCUCCACUCACUCUGGGAAUAUUCGAGCGCUCCUGCAGGAAAGAGAACAUGUUGAAAUACCCAGAACUCUACAAAACCUCCCAGAAUGCCAUGGGAUUUAAUACCAAGGUCUUCUGGGCCCAUUGUCUGAACGGCCUCUUCCACUCCGUCAUUCUCUUCUGGUUCCCCCUUCAAGCCUUCCGGCAUGAUACAGUCUUUGGCGACGGAAAAACCCCCGACUAUCUCCUCUUGGGCAACAUGGUUUAUACAUUUGUCGUCAUCACAGUUUGUCUUAAAGCCGGACUUGAAACCUCGUCCUGGACCAUGUUCAGCCACAUCGCCAUAUGGGGAAGCAUUGGCCUGUGGGUGGUGUUUUUCCUCAUCUACUCCUCCCUGUGGCCUCUCAUCCCACUGGCUCCCGACAUGUCAGGCGAGGCAACCGUGAUGUUCAGUUCCGGGGUCUUCUGGAUGGGCCUGUUCUUCAUCCCGAUCACCUCGCUGGUCUUUGACGUGGCCUACAAAGUGGUGAAGAAGGUGUGUUUCAAGACUCUGGUGGACGAGGUGCAGGAGCUCGAGGCUUUAUCCAAAGACCCAGGAGCAGUAGUGCAUGGAAAGAGUUUGACGGAGAGGGCCCAGCUCCUGAAGAACGUCUUUAAGAAGAGCACAGUCAGUUUGUACCGGUCCGAGUCCAUGCAGCAGAACCUGCUACACGGCUACGCCUUCUCUCAAGACGAGAACGGAGUGGUGUCUCAGUCCGAGGUCAUCAGAGCGUACGACACCACCAAACAGAGAACCAACGAGUGGUGAGCUGACGGCCUUCUCGCUCCCGGGCCGGCCAAACCAGGAGCCACAGCAGACGUCUACUGUGGCGGGUAUUUCAGUCUUAACACAGAGAGAGAGAGAGAGAGAGAGAGAGAAGCAGAGGUGCGAGCACUUGCCUCCACCUUGGACGGGGAUUUUUUUGGACAUGGACAGAAGGGGGGAAAGUGACAUUGUGUAAUUUUUUUUUUUGAAAACGGGGAAGGGUGGGAAAAAAAGACCAACAAAACAAAGGAAUCAACCGUGUUCACUAUCAGCUGUAGUUGUGUUUCCAGCAGACGUGAAGAGCACUGUGCUUUCUUAGCAGUCUGUGGUUUAAGGUUUCUUCACUGAUUUUCUCACGGCGCUCGUCACAGCGGUCGCGUUGCCCGUCUAUACAUUUGAAGAAAAGACGGUCGCUGAGCAAGAAUCACUUAAUCCAAUUGAAAUCAAACACUGUUAUCAACCGAGUCAAAUCACUGGACGAUCGAUUAUUAUUAUUAUUAUUCGCUUUUGAAAAAAGAUUCAAACUUGUGAGAGAUUGCCAAAGAGCAGUCGUGGAUACAAUCUUCCAAGUACUAGUGAAUUCGGGAAAACUCCAAACCAAAUGUAAUCACUCCCGAGUGUUUUCCAGCACUAAACGGACCACAUCAGAGCCGAUCAGUCAUAAUUUCACUUUAUUAUUUUUCUUCUUUUUUUUUGCACUUACUGAAGCAUCGCUUGUGUAAAAGCCUUACAUUUUGCUCAUGCCUUCAUCCACAGGUAUAUUUUUAGGUUCACAUUUAAAAAAAAAAUGUUUUUAGACGCCGUC